Molecule: messenger RNA, 1186 nt
Organism: Cervus elaphus (red deer)
Lineage: Eukaryota; Metazoa; Chordata; Mammalia; Artiodactyla; Cervidae
Gene: PROP1
Product: PROP paired-like homeobox 1
Exons: 4
Coding region: 389-1069 (226 amino acids)
Biological process (GO): pituitary gland development; regulation of transcription by RNA polymerase II
Cellular component (GO): transcription regulator complex
Molecular function (GO): DNA-binding transcription factor activity, RNA polymerase II-specific; RNA polymerase II cis-regulatory region sequence-specific DNA binding
Source: RefSeq, a predicted model, not a curated record
GUAGUGUGGGAUUGCAAGCUGGGAAAGUAGGCAGCUGAGAGCAAAGGGAGAGAACGGCAUCCCAGAGAGAAAGGGUAGGGAGAGAAAAGUGGAGACUAAAACAGAAAAAAGAGUGAGGGCAAGACAGAGAGAAUGAGAUCAUACUUAAGUGAGGGAAUGGAAAAUUAGAAACAAAAGUUAGAAAAAAGGAGAGAGGGAGAAAGACAGAGAUAUCUAUCUAUAUCUAUGUUUAUAUUUACCUAGGGAGAGAGAUACAGAAAGAGGUAUAAAUAGAGGGAGAACAAUUAAGAUACCAGGCAUAGAGGGGAACAGAAACUUAGAAAGACUGAUUCAGAAUCAGAGACUUGAGGACACAGGACUGGACUGUCUUUAGUCUCUUUUGUGAGCCAUGGAUGCAGAAGGGAGAAGUGAGCAGGGUAAGCAAACGAAGGAGCAAGUUUGCAGCAGCCUGUGGCCUGAGGGCUACCCAGCCGCUGAGACUGUGACCUCCUCAGUGGACAUGAACACUCGGCCUUACCGGAACCUCUCUAGUCUAAGAGUGGGAAGACCAAAGCUUUCCCCACAAGGAGGACAGAGGGGUCGGCCACACUCCCGGCGCCGUCACCGCACCACCUUCAGUCCAGGGCAGUUGGAACAGCUGGAGUCAGCUUUUGGGAGGAACCAGUACCCUGACAUUUGGGCACGAGAAAGUCUCGCUCAGGACACGGGCCUCAGUGAGGCCAGAAUCCAGGUCUGGUUCCAGAACCGCAGAGCUAAGCAGAGGAAGCAAGAGCGGUCACUGCUCCAGCCACUGGCCCACCUGUCUCCUGCCACCUUCUCUGGUUUCUUGCCCGAGCCCCCUUCUUGUCCCUACUCCUACCCAACACCACCUCCCCCAAUGACCUGCUUCCCUCACCCCUACAACCAUGCUCUUCCAUCUCAGCCCUCCACAGGUAGUUCCUUUCCUCGACCCUACCAGUCUGAAGACUGGUACCCCAACUUGCACCCAACCCCUGCUGGUCAUCUGCCCUGCCCUCCAGCCCCACCCAUGCUUCCCCUCAACCUUGAGCCACCAAAGUCCUGGAACUAAAGUUAAACAAGUACUGAUAAGGUCCAGUCUUUCCCACUUCCAACAGGCCUUGCACAUCUGAUAAUACAAGAAUAGCUAUCCAAUGUGUUAUAAACAAUAAAUAAAUAAUAACUGAUA